AUGGAAAUCCGUCUUCUUCUCCCCCACCUCAUUCUCUGCCUGUCGGCGACGGCCGGGGGGCGGGAAUUCCUGAGCUUGGGGUCCGGGGACUCGCUCUCCCCGGAGGAAGUGGAAGACGUCCCGGUCUCCCCCAAGAGGACCUUCUCAGGCGGAUUCCACGAGGUGGGCACCAACGCCUACUGCUUCUCCGUCUGGUUCACCUCCUCCGUAGACAAAACCGUCGUUUGGAUGGCCAACAGAGAUAGCCCUGUGAACGGGAGGCUGUCGACCGUACGCCUGGAGAAGAGAGGUAACCUGGUGUUGAAGGACGCAGACGGGAGCCGCGUCUGGGAGACCGCCGCAUCGUUGCCGGCGGCGACCAGCGUGGAGCUCAGUGAGACGGGUAAUCUGGUGCUGCUGAAUCAGACAAGGGGUGUCAUCUGGGAGAGCUUCGCCUCCCCAACGGACACGCUCCUUCCCCUCCAGCCGCUGACAAAGGGCAACAAGCUCGUUUCCAGAAGCGGACCUGGAAGCUAUUCCUCCGGCUACUAUAGCCUCCGUUUCAGCGACGACAACGUACUAAAGAUGGUGUACGACGCGCCUAAGGUCACCAGCGUGUAUUGGCCGAAACCAGACAAGGACUCUAAAGGCUCCUGGUCUCCGAGGUCCAAGAGAGGGCCUCGCUGGACCAGGUCCUCUUCCCCAGAGAAGGCGGAGCCUCCGCCGCCGUGGCGACGCCGCCGCUGGAGUGGGAAAAGAGGUUCAAAAUCGCGUUGGGGACUGCCAAAGGGCUGGCCUACCUCCACCACGAGUGCCUUGAGUGGAUCGUCCACUGCGACGUCAAGCCGGAGAACAUCCUCGUGGACGGGGACUUCGGGCCAAAGAUCGCCGACUUCGGGCUGGCCAAGCUUCUGCAGAGGGGCACCUCUGACGGCCAUCUCACUCCAAUCCGGGGGACCAAGGGUUACAUGGCACCGGAAUGGGUCCUCAACCUCCCCGUCACCUCCAAAGUCGACGUCUACAGCUACGGCGUGGUGUUGCUGGAGAUCGUCAUGGGGAGGAUCUCGGACGUACCGGCUGGGGAGGAAGAAGACGUGA
Molecule: messenger RNA, 1077 nt
Organism: Spirodela intermedia
Lineage: Eukaryota; Viridiplantae; Streptophyta; Magnoliopsida; Alismatales; Araceae
Source: the annotation of a GenBank genome assembly